CCUCUUGCUGCAUCAGAUUUCAUAAUCAAUUAGAAAACCUGUCUCUAUUGAUGUUAUCUGCAAAAAAAAAAAAAAAAAAAAAGUGGCUGACAUAGUGAGUGACAUUAGAGAGAGAAGGCUGCUUCACAAAAGACAAUGGUCAGUCAACUCAAUCUUGACAAGAUCUUACUUAGGUUUGUAAAUGGAACAUCUUGGUCAAAAGGAAACACGAAACAGAUAUUCCUAAAUUAGUACUACGACUCCCAGGACCCCCUCAGAGAAGUAUAUUGGUCAGAAGAUCUUUAGGACAGUUCUAAGGCAAUCUCGAUGCAGACCCAUAUUCAUGAUUUUCUCUUUCGGCACCACUGAAAAGCUGAGAACCUGCUCUCUGCCUUGCAGCUUCAGAACUGGGAAAAGGGUUUGAUGGGUAUUUAUUUGGGUGGGUUGUCUUCAUUUUAGCCUCAUCUUUCCAUCUUCAAGAUCUGGGUUCCUUGGAGUGACAGGAGAAAGAGAGACGGGCUUUUCUAAGAAAAUAACCAUGGAGUGGCAGCAGCCUUGUGACCAUUUCUUCAGGAUCAUCUUGCAUUCCACAAUGACUACCAAGAAACUGAGACUUGCCAAGUUGUUCGUCGAGACCCGCUUAGAUGAACUAUCGGAAACCGUGACGCUCAAGACACCCAACUCGGAAGCAUGGACCAAUGGGUUGACGGUGAAUAACGUAAGAAGGAACAAGACACCUGAAGCAUGGCUUGAUGCUGGUUUCGGCGAAUUCCUCGAGUCCCUCUCCAUCUCCUACGGACACUUUCUGGUGUUCGAGUAUCGAGGCUGGUCCACGUUUAAGGUCGCUGUCUACGACAAGACCACUUGCGAGAUUUUGUACCCUCCCAGAAGCAACGAGUCACCCAUGGCCGAGAGUGAAGAAGAGAGUCGUGGUGGCACGGAGGAGCAUCACAACGGCGAGGAGAGUGACGACGAUGAUGAUGGUGGGGUGCUUUUUGUGGGUACAUCAUUUCUUUCCCCAAGAGAUGACUCUUCCUCGUCCUCUGCCAAGGCCAGGCCACAAGAAACGGCUGCCGAGACGGGAGCUGUUGCUGAGUGGGAUGCACUGCUGAAUGAAAUGAUGGAGUCAAACAUUGAAACCUGUCACAAGGCCUUCACCUUCCUGAAGAUGCCACUGAGGAGCAAGGAAGCAUUUCGGAGAGCCAUAGCAAGGCCGCCGGCAAAUCCAUCUGCCAUUCUUGUGCUGUCGUCUUAUGCACCGUAUCUGCCUGGGGAGUUCAGCCGGAGGUAUCUGGGAAGGACUGACAUGAAGGGCUAUGGGAGUUGGAUGAAGCUUGAGGUGGCCGGAGGUGGUGGAGGCGGGAGACAAUGGCCGGUCCUGAUACGGCCGCACUGUACAGGCGUGGUUUUUGGGAAGUAUUGGAUCAAUUUCAGCACCGACAAUGGCCUAGUUGAGGGAGAUGUUUGCUUGUUUGAGUUCAUCAGUGUCAAGGUGCUCAAAGUCCAUAUCUUCCGUGCUUCGGUUUAGUGUCACUGAUCAUUCAGCAGGUUCUUAGUCGACACUUAAGUUUCUAGUUUGUUGGGGUCUUUCAUUGAACAGGUUUCUAAUUACCUAGUAUUGGAAUGUUUUAAGUUUUAACUUUGGUUGGGAUAUUCCAUGUGUCCUUUUAUACCUUCUCCUUGGGAUUGUGUUUGUGUAUGUUGCUCGUUGGUGAUGAAUGUGGGCCCCGUUAUACCCUUUUCUUGGAAAGGAAGGAAUCCAUCCGCCAUGUGAGUGGGGGAAGGAAUGGGUGUGAUGCUUGAUCCAUGUUC
Molecule: messenger RNA, 1791 nt
Organism: Linum trigynum
Lineage: Eukaryota; Viridiplantae; Streptophyta; Magnoliopsida; Malpighiales; Linaceae
Source: the annotation of a GenBank genome assembly